Molecule: messenger RNA, 432 nt
Organism: Lachancea mirantina
Lineage: Eukaryota; Fungi; Ascomycota; Saccharomycetes; Saccharomycetales; Saccharomycetaceae
Source: the annotation of a GenBank genome assembly
AUGUCCACGACGCUUUUCGACGACAUUUUCCAGGUCAUUGAUGUAGACCAAGGUCGCUACAACAAAGUGUCACGUAUCGAGGCACAAUCGACGUCGCAAGAAUUCAAGCUCACCGUCGACGUCAAUACGGAGUUGUUCCCUGUACAGGUCAACGACUCCCUCACGGUGAUGCUUUCGUCUACAUUAUCUCCAGAGGGCGUGGAAAUGACCCAAACGUCUUGGAGAGCGCCUCGUCCAGGUGAAAGAACACUUGCAGACGACUACGACUACGUCAUGUACGGAACCGCAUACAGAUUUGAAGAAGUAGCCGGGAAGAAAGACCUGAUCGCUGUGUACUACUCGUUUGGUGGACUAUUGAUGCGCCUCGAAGGCAAUUACCGUGGAUUAAGCAAUCUCAAGCAGGAAAACGCAUAUUUGCUAAUUCGUCGCUAA